AUGCAGCAGGCACCCGGCCAUCCCGUCAAUAACAACCACCUUCAACAAGCACCAAUCGUGAAUCAAACUCAGGUGAUCAUGACCUCCCAAGCCCCGGUGGUGGAGGCUAGUAGAGACUGGAGUACUGGCACAUGCGGCUGUUUCGACGAUUGCUCCGGAUGUAUUGCCGCGAUGUUUUGUCCCUUGUUUUAUCAGUGCCAUCUCUCGUCCCGAUCAGCCGAGUCCUGCUUUACCCCCAUCAUCCCCGGCGGAAUGAUCGCUCUGCGCACCAAGUUACGAGUCAAAAACAACAUCCGGUUUUCCUUCAGCCUCCACUCCGUUUGGGCCUCACAGAGGUUUUGUGGUAAACAUUUAUCCGACAGCUUAAGUCUAGUAUGUGGUGGGCGGGGUUUCUUCUGGCAGGAAGACAAAAGAACAGGUGUGCCUGUAGUAGCAAAGAGACCUGCAACAGAAUUUCUUUCCGGGAACGAGCGCCAUUUUCAAAACCGAGGUAUUAUACAAGAGUGCUGUGAGAACCCAUGUACACUGAUGGAUCUGGAAAACUACUGUGCUACUGACAACAAAGCGGAUCUAGCGUCUACGGCCGAAAUUGAACGGCUGCUAAUGAACAAACCGCUGUCAAGUGGUGAGCCGAAUUCUGACACCGCCACACAACCUGUGGCAGGGGAUCAUGUCACUAGCAAUCCGCAGCUUCUUAGCCGUUUGCAGGAUCUCAGAGCGAGGCUUCUUGGGAGCGAGGCUAGCCGAAGUAGACUCGUAUCUCACCGACCGUUCUUCUUCGUUCGACCAAUCAGUCGUCGCCCAACGAGGACAAAUCUUCGCGCAAACAACUCCGAUAGGCUCAACCGCGAGGAUUUCUUUGAAAGCGAGGUCGGACCAGAAUAACCCAGUAUGGAAGGGCAAAUUCAGAUCGGUACAUCAUAACAGCAUUGAAUAAUUAAUACUGACACCAUCAAAGCAAAUAGCAUUUCUGGCUGUCCUUUUCAUUUUUACCAGCAGCACACCAUCUCUACCGGCGUUUGGCUGAUUUACUGCUACCUUUAGCCCAGCCACGCAGUCAGCUUUCCGGACAUGUGGCAGUUCACAUUACACCUAAAGAUUGAAAUGGUCCUAUUUUGUGUGACGGAUGUCUAUGAAUAAUGAAAAACCAAAUUUCUUUCGGGAACAAGGGUCUCGCCAGUAAGAUGAUCAUCUGAGCGCUCCCCGAUUGGUCGGCUCACAGGUCUCACCUAUCAAUGCUGCGUCCCACCUGGUGCUAAUCUUUAUUUCUGCGCCCAAUGAUUCCACUGUUAAAACAAAUCCCAAGUCCCUGCAGACGCUACCCGUUCAUUUGCUUCAUGGAUUCUGGUGAAAUAAAUCAGUUCAACGGAAGCCAGGACGUUAUUUUUCCGUCUUGCCAUACGUGGAUUUAUUUUGAAAGU
Messenger RNA from Liolophura sinensis, 1421 nucleotides. RefSeq lists its product as uncharacterized. Gene Ontology annotation, cellular component: extracellular region. Gene Ontology annotation, biological process: positive regulation of phosphatidylinositol 3-kinase/protein kinase B signal transduction; positive regulation of cell population proliferation; negative regulation of apoptotic process. Gene Ontology annotation, molecular function: insulin-like growth factor receptor binding; hormone activity. The coding region runs from base 1 to 885 and encodes 294 amino acids. The transcript has 7 exons. The record is from RefSeq and is a predicted model, not a curated record. Lineage: Eukaryota; Metazoa; Mollusca; Polyplacophora; Chitonida; Chitonidae.